GAAAAAUAUUAAAUAUAUGUACUUAUUAAGUGUAAAAUACAAUGGAAUGGCUCGAGAAUCAAUGAUCGAAUCUGUGAGUUGCGUUCCAAGUAAAGAAAAAGGGAAACCAACCUGUGAUAGACUAAAAAGUUGUUUUUGUAUCAGUUUGUUUUAAGAUAAGAAAGGAUAUAUACGUUAUGAUGAUAGGAAGGUUCUGUGACCGUUUGACAAAUGGUGAAGUUCGAGAUCAUCACAUGAAUCUUGAAUGGUUAAGGUUUGCAUCCUACAAAUCAUGUCCAGAUAGUUUACCGAUAUCAUCAUGUAAGUUGGCGAAAGAAGGGUUUUAUUACGUAGGGAAUGGACAAACUGACAGCGUAAAAUGCUUUUCAUGCAAGAUCAUACUAAGUGGUUGGAGUGAAUUUGACGAGCCUGCUGAUAAACAUCAACAACGUUCGCCUGAUUGUGAUUUUGUUAGAGGGACCGAUGGAAAUAACAUUCCUAUACACAGACAAGCUGUUAGUUCAAACCCUGAUUCAUCGCUUCAAAAUAGUGAUGUAGCCGUCGAAGGAACAGUCGGUGCAUCGGGAGGUGUUCCACAAGAUUUAGGAAUGGGACAGUAUACACGGGGAAAUCCUAAAUUUGCACAGUUUGAAUGUAGUUCCGACAGAUUUAGGUCAUAUGAGGAAGGCUGGACUAAAGAGGAAGUCGUCCGCAGUGAUAUACUGGCCGAUGCCGGGUUUUUCUAUACAGGUGUUCGUGAUCUUGUCCGGUGUUUUCAAUGUGGAAUAGGGCUACGUAACUUGUGUUCCGGGGAUGACCCGUGGAUUGAGCACGCAAAAGUAUACAAAUGGUGCAAAUAUUUGGAGGACGAGAAAGGCAAAGAUUUUAUACAGGAACAUUCAGAACAGGAACUUACUGAGGACUUUAAGAACCAUACUGGUUCCGGCGCGGACAGACAAGAAGCAGAUAACAGUGAAGCUGACAACAAGGGCUGUGGUGAAAAAGGUGAAGCUAGAGGAAACCAAAAGCUAGAAGAAUAUUCGGAUAUAAAGUCGGAGAAUGAGCGACUUAAAUCUACGGUGAUGUGUAAAAUAUGUUUAACCGAUGAAGUCAACGUUUUGUUUCUACCUUGCGGACAUUUGGUUUCUUGUCAGACAUGUGCUCCACACGUUACUCAAUGUGCAGUUUGUAGAAUGCAAAUUGAGAACAGACGGAAAAUAUUUCUUGCUUGAUAGGUGUUGGUGAUCUUGUCCGGUGUUUUCAAUGUGGUAUAGGACUGCGAGACUGGUGUUCCGGCGAUGACGAUCACAAAAAUAAUACUAAUUGAACACAUUUUCAAAAUGUUCAUGAAAAUUAACAUGAAUCUGAUGGCGUGCUGCUUUAAACACGAUGAAAUAUGAAAACGAUCAUAAUUAUACAACAUUAACAUCAUAAAAUGCAAUAGACAAUUAUGGAUUUUGAUAUGUACAACAAAAUGAAGCCGUAUGUUAGAAAAUGCAAUGAACAGAGGUGUGUUCACUGUGGUUAUUUAAUACAGGGACCUGUAAGAUAUUUCAUACAAAACCAUAAUGCCUGCACUGUUGAAAAUGUUUUAUAUGUUAUGGUAUGCAACGGCUGCAACGGAAUUUUACAUAGGCCAAACUGGCGAUAAGCUCAGAUACAGAGAUACAGAAAAACUGUUCAUGCUUAGAAAAGAGACCCAUCAACAGGCGAUAUCUACCAAAUGAAGUUUCUAAAAAAGGA
Messenger RNA from Ruditapes philippinarum (Manila clam), 1722 nucleotides. RefSeq names its product baculoviral IAP repeat-containing protein 3-like. The record is from RefSeq and is a predicted model, not a curated record. Lineage: Eukaryota; Metazoa; Mollusca; Bivalvia; Venerida; Veneridae. The transcript is spliced from 5 exons. Bases 177 to 1211 code for a protein of 344 amino acids.